Plenodomus lingam JN3 is the source of this 1365-nucleotide messenger RNA. RefSeq lists its product as uncharacterized. Gene Ontology annotation, molecular function: choline-phosphate cytidylyltransferase activity; phosphatidylcholine binding. Gene Ontology annotation, cellular component: nuclear envelope. The record is from RefSeq and is a predicted model, not a curated record. NCBI's taxonomy places the organism in Eukaryota, Fungi, Ascomycota, Dothideomycetes, Pleosporales, Leptosphaeriaceae. Gene Ontology annotation, biological process: CDP-choline pathway.
AUGCCACUGAAACGAAAGCGACCCACCACACUUGGCUCGGUCACGCAAUUCACCAUGGACGCCGUGCAACCCUCAUCCCGCGACGCGUCCGACGAGGGCGCUGAAGACGCCGUUCUGCAGGCAGUCGCCUCUAAGAAGGAGCGCCAGGCGGAUGUUAGUGGGGCCUCGAAGCGCGCACGCGUCGCGAAGACGGCAGCGGACGGCGCUGGUGACAACGGUGACGGCGACGAUGACAGUGAUGGCGAAUCUGAAGGGCCCGUCAGCAAGAAGAGCCGGCGAACAUCGUCCAUUGCCGGCGAAGGCCAUGGCGAGAAUGGCGAGGCGGGCACGCUGCGCAUGGAACCCCCACCCAAGGCUGGCCUGGUCGACCCAGUGGGCUACAAGACAAACCCUCCGCCCAAGGAUCGCGCAGUGCGCAUCUACGCCGACGGUGUCUUCGACUUGUUCCACAUUGGUCACAUGCGCGCCCUCCAGCAGGCCAAGAUGGCCUUUGACAACGUCCACCUCAUAGUCGGCGUCACGGGCAACAAGGAGACACACAAGAGGAAGGGCCUGACUGUCCUCUCCGCCACCGAGCGCGCCGAGAGCGUGCGGCAUUGCAAGUGGGUCGACGAGGUCAUCGAGGACUGCCCCUGGAUCGUCACCACGGAGUUCCUUCUCAAACACAACAUCGACUAUGUCGCCCACGACGACCUUCCCUACGGCGCUGAUGAGGGCGACGACAUUUACGGCCCCAUCAAAGAGAAGGGCAUGUUCUUAGUCACGCAAAGAACCGAGGGGUUGAGUACGACAGGCAUUAUUACUAAGAUCGUCCGCGACUACGAUCAGUACAUUGACCGCCAACUCAAGCGUGGCACAUCGCGCAAGGAGCUCAACGUAUCGUGGUUGAAGAAGAAUGAGCUGGAUAUCAAACGCAACAUGGUCGAGCUCCGCGACAGCAUCAAGGCCAAUUGGGCCACUACUGGCCAGGAACUCAGCAAGGACUUCCGCCAAUUCUGGCAAUCCAGUCGUCCGGCCAGCCCAGCCAGAACACCUACCAGGGAGGCGUCAGAUGCAUUUGAGUCAACUUCGUCGACAACCGCUCGAUCUCCAUCAGCCCUCUCACGACUCAGCCACCUGGACAUUCCACGUGCCAAUGACAACACACGAGGCUCGUCUGAGUUUGCUGCUGGCUACAAUCUUGGCUUGAUCGGCGGAGUACGAUCCUGGAUGGCUCGCAGUCGACGCAACUUGAAUGAUAGCAGAGCACAAAGCCCUUCGGAUGAUUUGAGCUCCGAUGAGCAGGAACCACGGAGUCCGCAGGAAGUGCCCCGCGGCCGUACUGGCAAACAAACGAGAUCGGAGCCAAUGGACACUGCAGCUUAA